Messenger RNA from Acipenser ruthenus (sterlet), 5058 nucleotides. Its product is annotated as carbohydrate sulfotransferase 7-like. The record is from RefSeq and is a predicted model, not a curated record. The transcript is spliced from 2 exons. NCBI's taxonomy places the organism in Eukaryota, Metazoa, Chordata, Actinopteri, Acipenseriformes, Acipenseridae. Gene Ontology annotation, molecular function: N-acetylglucosamine 6-O-sulfotransferase activity; chondroitin 6-sulfotransferase activity. Gene Ontology annotation, cellular component: Golgi membrane. Bases 108 to 1331 code for a protein of 407 amino acids. Gene Ontology annotation, biological process: carbohydrate metabolic process; N-acetylglucosamine metabolic process.
AGUUUGUUGUUAAACGCUGUAAAAGUUUGCUGUAAGAGUCUGUCUCCGUUCAGACAGGGCGCUACUAACUCAUUAAUGCGCGCGUCCACCCUUCUCCAGCAAAGGAAAUGAAGACGAAACUGCAGAGAAAGUACUUGAUUUUAAUCAUAGGGUACUCAGUGAUGCUUCUGUUCAUCCCCUACAUGCUGGAUUACGGUAAAACGGACCCCCGCUUUAAAUCUGGACUGCAGAAGCAGAGGUGCUCAGUUCUGGAGAACUCUAUGGGGAUGUGGAAUAUAGAAGAGAAAGCCAGCAACGAAACCGAUGUGGCGGAGGAAUACGGCAACAGAGGCAAGACGAAAACGUUCAUUUAUUUGCAUGCUACCUGGAGGACAGGCUCCUCUUUUUUAGGGGAAUUAUUCAACCAGCAUCCCGAUGUGUUUUAUUUGUACGAGCCGAUGUGGCACAUGUGGCAGACCCUGUACCCCGGGGAUGCGGAGAGCCUGCAAGGGGCACUGCGCGACAUGCUCGGCUCGCUUUUCCGAUGCGACUUCUCCGUCUUAAAACUGUACAUGGCGAGCCCGAACCUCACCACUGCGAGCAUAUUCGGCUGGAAAAAAAAUAAAGUGAUCUGUUCGGAGCCUCUGUGCUCCGCUUACAAAAAGGACGAAAUUGGGUUGAUAGACGAGGCGGUUUGCCAGAAGUGUCCAGCGAUGGACAUCAAGUCUCUGGAACGAGAGUGCAAAAAGUACCCCGUCAUCGUCAUCAAAGACGUGCGCGUUCUGGACCUCGGGGUUCUGGUGCCCCUGAUGCAGAACCCCUCUCUGAACCUGCAGGUCAUUCAGCUGUUCAGGGACCCCCGGGCAGUCCAUAACUCAAGGCUCAAAUCGAAACAGGCGCUGGUGCGAGAGAGCAUCCAGGUGCUGAGGAGCAAGCAGCGCGCGAAGCGGCUCGUAGUGCCCAACAGGUCGCAGCGCGCUGACAGUUACGUGUCCAGCGCCAUGGAGGUGAUUUGCGAAAGCUGGCUUAAAGACCUUCUGUUCAUCAGGAGUGCACCCCAAUGGGUGACGCGGAAUUACAUUCGCCUCCGCUACGAGGACCUCGUAUUGCAACCCGUUAAGCAAUUGCAGAGUCUGUUCCGCUUCUCCAACCUCACCCUCUUGCCAGCCAUUGGAGACUUUGUGCUGAAUAUGACCCAGGGUGAUAAAUACUCUUCGGAUAAACCCUUUCUGAUAUCUUCACGGGAUGCUAAAGAGGCCAUACACGCUUGGAGGGAGCGGUUGAGUGUGGAGCAGAUCCGUCAGGUGGAGGCUUAUUGCAGCGAGGUCAUGAGCCUGUUAGCGUAUCACUAAAUAAACACGGAGACAACGUAAACACUUCAAAGAAACAAAAGCAAGGAAAUGGACAUUCAAAAGAACAAAGUGCACAAGCUACUGUACGUCAAUCACUGAUUCACCCUGACAAGAGGUAGACAGAGGAGAAGAGCAAGUACAGGACAGCUGAAGAUUGCUCUACUGCCCUACUGCCCUGCACAACAGCCUGCGGAAAGGAACUUUCAAAUCAAACACUAUGUGCGGUUUUCAGAGUCCGUUUAGCAAAGGGUUGGCAAAUCCAGUCCUGGAGGGGGCAACCUACCACAGGUUUAAUAUAGCUGGGCCAGGUAUAUUUAAAAUGAUUAGAGACAGUACGUGGCUAGAGGAGCAACUGUUUCAAUUUAAACACUUAAGGACCUGAAGACCUGCCCUGGAAUAAGAAAGACUGCCUCCCCCUCCCUCUCCCCCUCCCUCUCCCUGUUUACAGCAACACGACUGCAUGCAGCAUUUCGACAAGGGAGUGUUUAAUCUUUUGUAAUCCGUUCUCUAGCCCUGAAGAGAGGGGGAGGGAAGGUGAUAAGAAUCACAGUACCUGGGGCACAGCUUUAUUCCAUGUAGGUGUUUUUUUGUUUUUGUCUUUUUUUUUUUCUGGCCAGCACAAGCAAAGCAAGGUUUUAAGCAGAAAAGGGCCAACCCUGUUUAUUUAUGUUUUAAACUUGCUAAAUGUAAAGUAAAUUGACACUGUCGUUGCAGGAAAGCAGUUAGCACAGAGCAAUGAAACCUUACGGCAGACCGACACACCAAACAUUGGACAGCAAGAUACUGAACUAGGAGCACCACCGCCACAGCUUACAAUGGCCCUAUAGUCUGUAGCUGUUAUUAUUAGAACAGCUGAAUAGAAGCACUGUUUGUCUCGGAUCAUAUUAAAAGCAGUAGCAAGGCAGCAUUUGCACAUGGGACAGCUCUGAAGGGGCAGAACUGAAAAGAGGACAAGCCGUAACAAAUUCAAAUGUGAAGCAAUACAAAAAAAUAUUCAUGUGCUCUAACUAAAAUGCUAUUUACUUCCACAAAAAGAAUGAUCCUAUUAUUGAAACUAAGCUAUUAGUCUAUUGUACUGUAUGUAGUAUAACACGAAGAGUCUUAUUUCAAAAUAAGAGUUGAUUUUAAUGUUUUAUCCACAAGUAGGAAAGAGUAUAGAACUAGGGCCAGACUGCUUGUGCUUUCAAAAUCAGCAACAGGCAAACUGACAUUUCAAGCUGUAAUUUACAUUAGCUCCCCCCCCCAAUAAAAGAGUAACACUGCAACAGAAACAUGUAGCAAGGGCUUGCGUAUACACAUGAUGUUACACAAUGGCACCCUGACAUGCAAGGGAUCUUGGGCAGUAUAUCAAAGCUGUUCCUGUUGCAGGUCAGGUUAAAUGAAGUUGGCCAGACUGCUAACCUGACAGACUCUGUUAGAUAAUAUGCACUCUGUUGGUACUUUUACAUCCUUUACAUACCAUCCCAGAUCCAUUUCCCACAGUAAAGGCACAGCAAAGUGUAAUAAAGCACAGUGAAAGCAUGGUAAAGCACAGGCAAGCAUUGUAAAUCCCAGAGAGGCAUAUUAAUAAACAUGGCAAAAACAUGUAACGAUGAGGAAAAGCAUGGCAAAACUGGAAUAAUACCAUGGCAAACUUUUCCAAGGCAUUCUGGAGAGCAGACUCUGGAAUUCCACACCCUAAGAGCUGGUUGUAAGGGACAGUCACAUAUUCCUUCAGAACAACUGAAACUCCUUGCAGACUCAGCUUGUCAAACCAGGACCUUUCUGCCUCUCUGGGAUUACCCUUUUGACAGUGUUGUGGCAGUUGUUUCUAAUGUUUUGGUUGAACCGGUACAGAAUCCUGACAUGUCUUGUUAUGUUUCAAGAGAGGAACAUGUAUUGAUGACUGCUGAGUAUUACACUGAAACGCAGGUUUUAAGUGUUCUCACUUUUCUAGAACCUGAAAUUGUGUGCAAAUGCAGAUUUUGUAGCAUUAAGAAAAUGGAACAAGCUACUUUUUCAGAAGGUAGGUUUUUCCAGUUCUGAUAACACAGAUCUGCAUUUCUUAAGAACCUAAACCAUGUGGGUGAUUCCAUUGCAGCACAGAACCCCACCUAUACAAAGUGGAGCUUAACCUCGAUUUUUUCUGGACAUGUUUUAAUGUACAAUAUAUUUUUUCUAAGUAACUGUAAACAGCACACUGUCAUGUAUGGACAUUAUUUAUUUAGUUAAAUCUUAAAUGUACUAUUUUUGUGGAGCAUGAAACCUUUAUCCUUUCCCAAAGACCUAUUGCACAUGAAAGGGAGAAUGAGAGACAGCCACGUCAGAUACCAUGUAUGCAUGUCAGAGAAGGAUAGAGCCUCCAAAGGGCAAAACCUCUUAUCAAUAAAAGCAAUGCCAUCAUGCAGCUCCUGUUUCUACGUGUCUGCUGUUAUCUUGGGUGCCCAGAACGUCUUUGUGCAAGAUUACUGCUGGAGGAAGCAGUGUGCACAGACCUACAGUGCACAAUUAAUGCCACAAGCGUCACUCAGCAAAUCACUUACUGUGCAACUUUUGGGGGCAAGUCAUUUGACAUCCUUGAGUUCACCUCUCUAUCACCUAAAAGUGCUUCGAAAAAAGGUCAGUGUCAUUCAUCCGUUUAAAGUGUUAUUGUAACAAUAACGUAGGAGCAGACUAUCUGUGAUCACAGCCUCUCCAGCUGGAAUACGUACAGCAUUAGAGGUUUCCAUUCUGUGAAACUUGGGCAUUUCUAUCCUUUCUAGGAUUUAAGGAUGAACUUUUCAAGUAUCAAAAGAACAAUAGCUUAAGACAAUAUUAACAUCAUUUCUAUUAAAUGGCGUCCCACAAGAAGUUACAUCCACGAUGCAGGAAUCUGUGCACCAAGAUUCUAGGUACCUCUAAUUACACAUAGUAAGGACAGUCAAUGUCUGUAAAAAAUGAAUUUGAUAUUUUUAUAUACAAAAGAUCGGGAUGACCAUGUAACAAGAGGAACCGUUUUGCCAUUGGCUUUAAUUGACAUUCCAAGUCCUGUUUCCUGGGAUUCGUCUGGUAAGUUACAGCUCUGAUUGAAUGCUCCCAUUGCACAGCAACAACACAACAAAGCAGUGUUCCAAUCAGUCAGCACUGAAGCUGGUCACACUCCAGCCCGGACUGAGAAAGAGCGACGUCAAUGUCAUUUCAGAAAAAAAAUUUCUGCAUGGGCUGGGGCACCCCCUCUGACCAUCUCACAGCCCCCAGUUUGUGAACCACUGAAACAGAGAAGGAGUUAAAAAAACAGCAUGGUGCUCCUCUGUGCAGUUUGGGCAUCUGGACUCCAGAUCAGAGAAACCAACAGGCACUAACUGGUACAUUUGCAAGCAAUCUAAAAGCAAUUCAAACCGAACAAUGCUAUACACUGGUAUUGUCACACCAGGUGUCCCGAUUACUGUUUGAAGGCAGUAUAUAUUAUGUAGAGGGUUUCUGAUUUUCUGCGUUUUACCCCGUCUUUCAAACUCACCUUUAAGAAUGCGGAACUGUAUUGACAUUAAGAUAAGUCGCUUCUGAUUUGAAAUACAAAGGUAAGACUUACAAUUUAAAAUGCCCAUUUAGUUGUUGUUUCAAUGGAAAAAACAUUAAUUAAAUCAAAUUUACUAUUAAACACUUUUCUCAUUUGUGAUUGAGAUGCACAAAUGACUUUUUAAAUUUUAAAGUAGAGAAGUUUGGGUAAAAACAGGCAGCCACCGAACACUUAGAAACCCAUUGUAACUCA